UAUUCUGGCAACACAAUUUGUAGACGUCUGGUGAAUUGGUGAUGAUGACAAGAUCGUUGAAAACGAAGAUUUGAUGUGUAAUAUGUGAAUUCGAUUUAAAAAAGUACUUGAUAAAGUUUGUGUAAAUUUAAUUAACUAAAAUACUUAAAUUGUACUAUCUUUGUUAUUAAUGCAAUUAAAUAAUAGUUAUAAAAAAGUACCAAAAUGAUGGACGGAAAUGAUAUUACCUCUGAAACCAAUCGAAGAGGGUUUAUUUCUCAAGGAUUCACCAGAAUUUCACAAAUAUAUCAAGGACUCUUAGAUAAAUGGACACCGCAUACCAAAAGCAGAUGGGCCGUUUCUAUAUUACUUUUAGCAACAUUUGUCCUCAGAAUAUUUUUAAAACAAGGCUGGUAUAUAGUUACAUAUGCCUUAGGUAUCUACCAUUUAAAUCUUUUUAUUGCAUUCCUAACACCAAAAAUUGAUCCUGCUAUGGAUUUUGAUGGAGAUGAUGAAAAUGGACCUGCGCUACCAACAAGAUCUACAGAAGAAUUCCGACCAUUUAUUAGAAGGCUUCCCGAAUUUAAAUUUUGGCUUUCUGUUACGAAAAGCACUAUAAUAGGAUUUUGUUGCACGUUUAUAGAUGCAUUCAAUAUACCAGUAUUUUGGCCAAUAUUAGUCAUGUAUUUUAUAACACUAUUUUGCAUAACAAUGAAGAGACAAAUUAAGCAUAUGAUUAAAUAUCGAUACCUACCGUUCACUCACAGCAAGCCUAAAUACAGAACUGUGGAUUCAUCGGUGACCGUAAACUGACGACGUCUGCUAGCAAUUUAACACUUUACAAUAUCGAAAACAGUGUGUAAAGUAAAAUAUAUUGAAAAACUGUUGUACGCAAAUGUUUUAAGAAAUACAGUUUUUAUUUUAAUGUUUUUCAUUUUUAAUUUAUUUUAUUGUUAAAAUUAAGAUUUUUGUUGAUUAAUUACCGAUUAAAUUGUAUUAUAUUUUAUGGAGAAUUUAUGAACUUAUUGUAUGUUUAAAUGGAUAAGCAAGAGCAAAAGUAGAAAUUACUUAUUUGUACUUUCUAGUGAAUAUAAGUAGAUAUAGUUAUUUGUAAUUAAGUAUUGAAUAGAAAUUAAUAAAUAUUAGUUUAUUGACUACUUCUUAAACACUACAGAUCAAUGAUUGGUGCAAGAAAUAAUAAAGUAAAAGUAUACUUUUUCUCACUCUUAUCUGAAGUAUAAUAAAAUAAAAUCAUAAUCAAAAUUUGUAUUAAUUUAAAAUGUUAUUAACAUAAUUAAAAAAACCAAAGAAGUAAAUAAAGAUAUGUUGUAAGUCGGUCUUCAUUCAAAUACGAUCUAAAAAAACAAUAGAAAAUAAAUUUCAGCAAUAUUUUUCUUUAUCUAAUGGAAUUGUUAUUAUUUUGAAAUGUAGUUUUAUAGCAAAUAAAUACUAACUACUCUUUUAGAGUAAAAUGUA
This is a messenger RNA of Melitaea cinxia (Glanville fritillary), 1455 nucleotides long. Its product is annotated as protein RER1. The transcript has 5 exons. Lineage: Eukaryota; Metazoa; Arthropoda; Insecta; Lepidoptera; Nymphalidae. The coding region runs from base 205 to 792 and encodes 195 amino acids. Gene Ontology annotation, cellular component: Golgi membrane. The record is from RefSeq and is a predicted model, not a curated record. Gene Ontology annotation, biological process: retrograde vesicle-mediated transport, Golgi to endoplasmic reticulum; protein retention in ER lumen.